This is a messenger RNA of Rhodofomes roseus, 779 nucleotides long. RefSeq names its product Conidiation protein 6-domain-containing protein. The record is from RefSeq and is a predicted model, not a curated record. The transcript is spliced from 3 exons. NCBI's taxonomy places the organism in Eukaryota, Fungi, Basidiomycota, Agaricomycetes, Polyporales, Fomitopsidaceae. The coding region runs from base 306 to 572 and encodes 88 amino acids. Gene Ontology annotation, cellular component: cytoplasm.
CCCGAACGGUCAAUCCGUGAUAUUUAAUCGCCUGCGGUUUGACUCGCUGUGCGGCCGCCGAAUCUAGUAAGAUGCUUUCCAUAUCGGGAGGUUGUGGCGGGUGACGUAGCGAAGCGACGAAAUAUGUCGUCUUAGACUCUUAGCCACAUGCGUUCGUCAUGGGUGAAGUCAUGGUGCGCACGCCCGUUUGCGUCUCGAGACGGGUAUAAGAGGAGCGUCGCCGUGCAGUCUACCCCCAACACAACUUGACCACUUCCCACAACUACCAAUCGAACGUACCCGUCUCAACACCGCCUUCAUACAUCAUGUCCCUCCCAACCCGUGUCGUCGGUGGUCACAAGGCUGCCCUCAACAACCCCAACGUCUCCGACGAGGCGAAGCAGCACUCCCGUCAAGUAGUCGACGAGCUCGACGAUGCUCCUGAGACCGAGGAGGCUCGCCAGGGCUACCAGGAGGACAAGGACCAGACGCGCGUCAACGCUGGCUACAAAGCUACGCUGAAGAACCCGAACGUCAGCGAGGAGGCGAAGGACCACGCGCGCGACUUCUUGGAGAGCAAGAACGCUAUCUAGGCUUGCUCUCCCCGACGUCCAUUCUUGUCGACCACUGUGGAAACUAGGGUAGAUUCAGAUAAUAUGUAAACUGUAUGGCUUCCAUUGACGUCAGUCGCUGUUGUGUACGAUCAAUUCGAAGAUGUUGUAAUCCAUGACUCACUCAGCGUACAUAGCAAGUGAUACGAGCAUUCAAUGAGUACGAAGUCAUUACGCGAAGGAUCAGUC